This is a messenger RNA of Plasmopara halstedii, 360 nucleotides long. Its product is annotated as histone acetyltransferase p300-like. The transcript is spliced from 2 exons. The record is from RefSeq and is a predicted model, not a curated record. Lineage: Eukaryota; Oomycota; Peronosporomycetes; Peronosporales; Peronosporaceae. The coding region runs from base 1 to 360 and encodes 119 amino acids.
AUGUCGGACGUUCAGAUGAAGCAGGAAAACGAUAAGAGCGAGAAUGUUACAGCUGAAGAGAUUUCAGCAGCAUUUGAAGCAGCAACAGGACAAGAUGCAAUGGAUAGAUGUAACGCAUUGUUGAUCCACGCAUGUAAUUGCGACGACGUGCAGUGUCACGAUCCAUUGUUUCAAGUUUUAUGUUCACAUAUGAAGCGAUUUUUACGUGCAGUGUGUUGGGCGACACAUAAUAAGGAAUGGCUAUCAUAUCCCAUCGCUAAUGCCGUCAGUGAGUUCUUUACAUAUCAUGCAUUACAUUGCCAAGCGCUACAGUGUAAUGUGCCAUUAUGUCGCGAGUUACAUGGCCAAGUAACAUUAUAA